Molecule: messenger RNA, 14016 nt
Organism: Pecten maximus
Lineage: Eukaryota; Metazoa; Mollusca; Bivalvia; Pectinida; Pectinidae
Product: zeta-sarcoglycan-like
Exons: 9
Coding region: 114-1004 (296 amino acids)
Biological process (GO): heart contraction; cardiac muscle tissue development
Cellular component (GO): sarcolemma; sarcoglycan complex
Source: RefSeq, a predicted model, not a curated record
GAAUGAGAGAAAAAGUGAAAUGAAAAGUUUUAGAUUUCUUGUGAUGUUGAGGAUAUCAUAGCUUUGAUCACCCGGCAACUUUGAUAAGCUAACUUACACAAACAAGGAUAGCCAUGGGGCGUGGAAAGCUAGGAAAUGGAGAAGUUGUGUCUGAGCCGGAGUACCAACAGCCUGUGGGGAUCUAUGGAUGGAGGAAACGAUGCCUUUACAGUUUUAUUCUCUUUCUUAUGAUCAUAACAGUCAUCAACCUAGCACUCCUUAUAUGGAUUCUACGAGUGCUGAACUUCUCAGUGGAUGGCAUGGGUAAGAUGAGGAUUACAGAAGAUGGCAUCUUAAUGGAAGGUGAAGCUGAGUUUAUAAAGCCUCUGUAUACAUCAAACAUACAGGCACAACUUCAGGACAAACCAUUGUUUGUUGAAUCCAGCAGAGACAUUAUCAUGCAUGCAAGGGAAUGGCUUUAUACUUAUCCUGAAUGCAAAAUUCAUUUUGCUUUCUUUGAAACAUUUUAUGUCUGGUGUAAUAGAACUUUGGAGGCGCAAUGUGACAGUUUUGAGGUCAAGGAUCAGAACGGAAACACAAGAUUCAAGGUCAACAAUAGAGAAGUCAGCAUGGAGGUGGAUGAAGUUAAAUAUACAGGAUCAUCUAAGCUUGUAUUUGAAGGGUCUGUAGCCACACCCACAUUGAGAAGUCCUCCCUCAGAUCCACUCAAGAUUGAGUCGUUGGGAACAUCUAUACGAGUACAUGGAGAGACCGGUGUUAAUCUCAAGGCACCUGCUGGCAGCAUGCUGAUCAAAAGUUCAGAUGAUAUUCUGUUAGAAUCAACAGAUAAUUCGAUCUAUGUACAGUCUCGUGAUGUGUACCUGAAAAGUACCAAAGUGAGUAUACCUUCUGUGGGACGACCGUACACUGGAAGUGUUUAUCAGCUGUGUAUGUGUAUGAGUGGACGUCUGUAUCUGUCUGACCCCAGUGACGACUGCCAGGCCACAGACUCCAUUUGUCAGUAGUGACCACCACUAAGCAGUGACCAUUACAGUGGAUUUACAUGAUAGUAGUCUUAUCAGGUAGCAAAAGUACAAAAAUAUCAAACAAUCUAAAAUAAAAAAAAAAAAUUUUGGUCAGAUAUGUUUCUGUAAAUAACAACAGAAAAAUGUUCAUUACCAGUUACAUAUCCUAUGAUGGUUAGUGAUAGGUAGGAACAAGGAUGAGAUAUCCUGUGAUGGUUAGUGAUACGUAGGAACAAGGAUGAGAUAUCCUGUGAUGGUUAGUGAUACGGAGGAACAAGGAUGAGAUAUCCUGUGAUGGUUAGUGAUAGGGAGGAACAAGGAUGAGAUAUCCUGUGAUGGUUAGUGAUACGUAGGAACAAGGAUGAGAUAUCCUGUGAUGGUUAGUGAUACGUAGGAACAAGGAUGAGAUAUCCUGUGAUGGUUAGUGAUACGUAGGAACAAGGAUGAGAUAUCCUGUGAUGGUUAGUGAUACGUAGGAACAAGGAUGAGAUAUCCUGUGAUGGUUAGUGAUACGUAGGAACAAGGAUGAGAUAUCCUGUGAUGGUUAGUGAUACGUAGGAACAAGGAUGAGAAUAUUUCCCUAGCAUUAUGAUUACUUGGGAGUUAAUGACUGUGUGUAGUAACUGCAUCAAAGUUUUUAAUAAUACACAGGAUUAUGGAUAAAGAUCAAUCUAUACAAUACCAUUAACAUUGACCUCUUUUGAAAAUGUAAAUUUGACAGUUUAAAGGGUAAUUUAGGGCAAAUGUUUACCGUUAUUUGACAUGACAAACAAUACUUCAGUAAAUCAAGGCUAUGUGCAAUUUUAUUAAUGUCUCAACUAAAUUAAUUCUGUUUCAAUGCAAUAAAAACAUUUGUAGAUUACGUUACUAUGAUGUGGUUGUUUGACAAACUGUUUAUUAGUUUAGAUGCAGGGUUUACAGAUUAACACUAUCAUUCAAAAGCCAUUGAUUUUGUUGCAUAACUGAUUUAUCAUUACUCUGCCGUCUUAGAGGCAAAUUAUUAUAAAACUUCCAAAAAACAUUUUUAACCAUUUAGAGAAGAUUUUAUUAGCAGUUUUAGUUCACUCAGCACUUACACUGACUCAUACUCACCACGGCCAGUACAGAGGAUCAGACUCACCACGGCCAGUACAGAGGAUCAUACUCACCACGGCCAGUACAGAGGAUCAGACUCACCACGGCCAGUACAGAGGAUCAGAAAUCACAAAGUGGGUGAUAUUGAUGGAGUUCAAGUAUAGGUAGUAGAAACUGUAUGUUUACUUUAACAUGAAUUUUAAGAAUAGCAUCUUAUAAUCAUAGGAUAGUAGAAUUAUAACAUACAAAAUUGUAAUACUCUUUAGUAUUUUUUUCAGAAUCAUUCCAUGAGGGUUACUUCUAUAGUUAAUGAAUGGUGACUAUAUGUUUGUACAAUUCUUGUAGGAAUUUUCUGAACAAGAAGACCUCGGUAGACAUACCAUGCUAGAAUGUUUCACUUUUAAUGAAUUUUUUUAAGAUAUCAUCAGAACAUUACCCCUAGAAAAUAUAUGUAACCCUGGUAAAAACUAUCCGUAGUAUACUGCUCAGCUAGAGAGAACUUCUGUUUAGCUUGAUCCGUUGAGUGCAAGACUAGUAAGCCGGAGGUCACAGAGUCAGAUUGCAGAGGCAACAAAAUACAUUUAAUUUACAUAUAUUAGAACUCCUUUCUUUGAGCAUAUUUUAGUUAUAAAGAAUUUGUCGAAAAUAGUUAAAAGAUCUACUUCCAUACAUAUAUAUACAGGAAAUCGUUUGCCAUAUUUAUUACUAUGAAGAGACGUACAUAUAAUUAUAUACAUAUAUUCACAUUUAUGAAUAUUUUCACACCUGAAAUUUUAUUUGCAGUUGAUAUGACAAAUGAAUCUUAGAUGAUUACCAUCUUGAUAUUAUUGUUAGUUUAUAUUUUACCAUAGUGAUAUACAGUGUAGUGAUAAAUGGGGAAAAUGUUUCUACGGAUGUAUUAUACUCUGGAAAAAGAAAUACAUUGAGAAUGUACAAUAUUACUGUAUAUAUAUUUUCCAAUAGAAAGGAGGUUGCGAAAAACAUAUACACUGUAUUGGUAUACUAAGUACUUAGCCAAUUACACUUGUAAACUUGUUUUGACAGAUACUUUUGUUAGUACAAAUUACAGUCGAUAAACAUGAUAAACAAGCUUUCAUAGUCUAGUCCUUUAGAUUUUUCACUUGAACAAGUUUGGUUAAGUAUCUAAGUAUAUACUGAAAUGUGUUUUAAGUAUACAGUUACUACCCAGAGGUAUUUGUUAAAGAAGAAUUGUCUGUAAUGCCAUGUAUAUAUUUAGAUCUAGUCCUUGCUUUGAAUGUGAGUGUUAUUUGUAUAUAUUGUCUGUAUUUAUAUGACUGUGACCAAAGAUUUAUAUGUUUACUACCAUAUCAUAUAGAGAUAGAAUUGCCAUCAUGUCUGUUCUACUUUUGUCAAUCUUCACCUUGUUAGAAUGUGCUAUGUUGAACAAUUGCUUUUUUUUUGCUCUUUUUUUGUUCUUUUUUUUUUUCUGCGUUUUGAACAAAUAUACAUACUUUGAAAAUAUCAUACUUCAAUUUAUAAUGAAUUAUGGAUAUUUAUUUUGAUGAGGCAACCAUUUUCUACUGGUUAAAUCAUGUUAUAUAUAAAUUAUUUGUGAUCUACAGUUGUCAAUUCCUUUCAAACAUAAAUUUUGGUGAUGACUUUUUUAUGAAAUCAGUCCUGACACCAAUAUCCAUUAUGAUAGAUUUGAUAUUUGAUGUACAAGUUUAGUGCUAAGUCUGAUUCCUGUGCUCAGAAAAACAGAUACCUACUCCUAUACCUGUUCACACAGACUUAAACUCUCUAAGUCUGACCUACUCCUAUACCUGUUCACACAGACUUAAACUCUCCAAGUCUGUCAAACAAAAACAUAUACCUACUCCUAUACCUGUUCACACAGACUUAAACUCUCCAAGUCUGUCAAACAAAAACAUAUACCUACUCCUAUACCUGUUCACACAGACUUAAACUCUCUAAGUCUGUCCUACUCCUAUACCUGUUCACACAGACUUAAACUCUCUAAGUCUGUCCUACUCCUAUACCUGUUCACACAGACUUAAACUCUCUAAGUCUGACCUACUCCUAUACCUGUUCACACAGACUUAAACUCUCUAAGUCUGUCCUACUCCUAUACCUGUUCACACAGACUUAAACUCUCUAAGUCUGUCCUACUCCUAUACCUGUUCACACAGACUUAAACUCUCUAAGUCUGUCCUACUCCUAUACCUGUUCACACAGACUUUUAACUCUCCAAGUCUGUCAAACAAAAACAUAUACAUAUUCUUCAUGUGUGUUUAAAGGAAAUAUUUCAGAUCAAAAUUUCCGGUAAUUGACAUUUUUAGUGUAUUUGCUGUUAUAAUACUAGAUACAAAUGAAGGCCAUAUUAAAGAAGACUGCGUAAUAAGUCUGUCACCCUAUAGGUAAGUUACAGGGAUCUGUACCUGUUCAGUUGUAAAACUUUUCAGUUGUACAUGUGUUACAUGUUAUUCAUAACUUUUUCUCUUCAAAUCAAAGUUCAACAAAGACCAUAAUCUGAUUUUAGUAGUGUAUACCACCGUAGAUCAGCAAUUAUCAUUUUAUGUUAAAGUUCUACUCAUGAACAUUUCCUGCUUGCAAAGUAUUUUUUAAAAUUUUACGUGUUUUUUCAACAUUGAACUUUCAAAUAUUAGAAAACAUGUACAUAAAAAAACUGUAUUAUAAAUUGUCAUACACACUUCUCAACAAAAUACUGCAUAAUUUAUUUUUCAUUAUACUGGAUUAGCAUAUUGGGGUCAAAUCUACUACAGUACCUGUAAGUAAAUCAGCUGUGGUAUAGAAAGAUGGGAAAUGUUUAUAAAGGGAGAUAAACAAUGUUGUUUUGACUCUACUAAGGUGAUGUAGUGCAUGUAUGAUGAACUAUGUAAAGAAGGUAUUCUGUAAGCAGCUAAUAUUGACACUCUGAUUCAGGAAUACAUACACUCAUUGGGGAAAUUAAAAUGUUGAACAUCAGACAGAUAGGGAAAUGUGUCAUUGUGAAUUAUUAAUAGCAGAAUAUUAAAUGAAAGUCAGGAAUCAUUUUGAUUAUAUAUAUGUACAUCCUACAUAGGUGUCAUAUGUCGACUGAAUUAUGGAUUUAAUUGAUGGUCAUGUAUGAUAUUGGAAGGAUUGAUCAUGUGAAAUCUUGCCAUUUCUGAUCAGGGGAGGUAAUUGAGCCUAGAAAAAUAUCCUGUUUCUGCUUUCUUACAAAGAAUUUAGUUGUGUUGUUUGAUCCAAUCCAUACAAGAACUAACUAGAUUUGAAGUGUGUUUGAUAACAUCUAUCUGGUUUUUUUCCGGUCUUUGUUGAACAGUAUAGGGCAAUAUAUUGUGCAAUCUGCCAUAACAUUAAAAGAUGUCUUCAUAAAACAUUGAAAGCUAGGAAACAUGAUCGUUAUAUCUCAAAAUUCAGUCAUCAGGGAAUACGUCGGUCAGGGUACAGGGUAAUACUAGCUAUUCAGGACUAUUCAUGGAAAUUCAUUUUUGUUUCAUGUUUUAGUUAUGUUAUUGGUAGUGGGGAAGAUACAAAUGUCUUCCAGGAUAAACUGGAUAUGGAUUUGAUGCCGGAUAUAUUAGGCAUCAGUGCUCUUCACUUGUAUAUAUAUAUAUAUAUAUAAAUCUAUAGCAUGGUCACUAGAAUCAGAAGACAAGUGCCUUGUAUUACAUUAUAACUGUGCCAAAAUUGUUUUGUCCCAAGGGGACAAUGAAGUUAUGUACCUGUAAAUCCUUACAACAAUAUGAUGUUUGUCCGCAAUGUUUGUCAUUUAUAAUUGUUUUAGCUUUCAUAUGAGGAUAGUUUGAUACAUAAAGAUGUUACAUCGCCGACAGAGUAUGAUAUCAAUGUUUUAGAAAUGUGUCUAAACAACAAAAACAAACAGAAAAAAAAGUAACACUUACCUAAAUAUGAAACAGAAACUGAAAUAAAAAAAUUUGAGGCAGAGCAGGAUAGAAUUUCUAAGAAUGCAAUUUUUUAUUCAUUAGAUAAAAAAAGAAAGUUAGAAAUUUUGGAGAAGGAUGAUAGCAUGAAGUAUGUAACUUUUGAUAUUGUAAAAAAAAGUACAAACAACCUAUCCUUGCUAGCAAUCGAUCACAAUUACUCUCUGUUGAGAUGUAACAUGUUUAAUUAAUUAUAAGCUGGCUGAACUCUGUUGAGAUGUAACCUGUUUAAUUAAUUACAAGCUGUCUUUCAGCCAGUUUUCUGUUCCCUAUUUAGCCUAAUCUAUUAUUGGUAUACAAGUAAAAUCAUGGAAAUGAAUCAUUGAGAUAGGUUUGUUUGUGUGUUGAUGCGUGUUCAGUCAAGUACCUGUAAUUCUGAGUAAAGUUAGGAGAAUUGUUUACAAUGUUAUACAGGAUAUAAACACUCAAACUGAUACCGGUAGACCAUUAUUGAUAGGCAUUGUUCAGGAAGUAGAAACCAUGAUAUUCCAUUUGAUGCUUAAGUAAUAUCUCAAAUAUAAUACAGAGACCUGGUAUACAUCACAGGAACCUAGUAAAAUUUAACAAAGAGAGCAUUUCAGACAGCACGGGGGCCUGGUAAAACUGAUAAUAAAGGGGACAUUUCAGACAGCACUGGGGCCUGGCUUAUAACUGACAACAGAGGGGACAUCUUAAACAGCACAGAUGACUGGUAUAACUGAUAACAAGGAGCAAAUCUCAAACAGCAUAAACUGGUAUAACUGAUAAUAGAUGAUGCAUCUCAGCACAGGGGCGAAAUAUAACUGAUAAGAAAGGGGGCACCACAUGGGCCUGGUAUAACUGAACACAAAGGGGACGUCUUGGACAGCACAGGGGCUUAAUAUAACUGUUAACAAAGGAGACAGCACAGGGACCUGGUAUAACUGAACACAAAGGGGACGUCUUGGACAGCACAGGGGCUUGAUAUAACAAAGGGGACAGCACAGGGACCUGACAAUUGAUAACAAAUGAUACAUCUCAGCCAGCGCAAGGACCUGACAUAACUGAUAACAAGGAGCACAUCUUAAACAACACGGAUGACUGGUAUAACUGAUAACAAGGAGCAAAUCUCAAACAGCACAGGGGUCUGACGUUACAUAUAACAAUUAGGACAUCUCAGACAUCACAAGGUAACAAAUCACAGAUCUCAGAGACAAAAAUACGUCACAGACAGCUGAGAGAUGUAUUUAAACAGCACAGGGACCCAACAUAACUGAUUACAAAGGGGAUAUCUCAAAUUGCACAGGGACCUGACAUCACUGACAGAGGGGCAUGCAAAUUUGGUUUGGUAUAAAAAAAAUGUGUCAAUAAACAAAGGAUCUGUGUUUUGGAUUUUUAAAAAUGUGCGUAAAGUCUAUCAGGUCAGUGUAGCACAAGAGGAAUCUUAUUACUGAGGAAAUCUUCAAGAGAUAUGCAACACAAGCUGAACCUAUAGGACAGUUUCUGAUAACACUGUCUAUAACAAGUGUCACUACACUAAAGUACAUGUAAUGUCCUUACCAUAUGGCAUCAAGUCUUCACACUAACCUGGAGGGAGUAUUGAUUUUUAAUUAGUAGUAACAUUGUGUGACUUGGUUCCAGAACAAAGAUUUAUGUACAUGUUUGUUAGGUUGCAGUACUGAUAAUGCAAUUUAAUCCUCUUUAUCAACAUGAAAGGUGAUUAUACAGCAAAUAAAAGCUAAACUGUACAGACAUGCAUUGGUCUUACAGGAGAACAGUGCACAUCAAUCUUCAUUACCUUGAGUCACAUAUAUACCAAAUGUACAUAACUAUAGAUACAAAAGAAGCAAACGAUGAAAUAAAAAUAAAAAUAUUUUAGUAAUAUCUUGUAUGCAUUGUUAUAAUAUCUAACUUAAAGACAUGGAAAAAGAUAUCUGCGACCUGGUGGCACAUACCUUCAGGCUUAUAGACAUAAAAAGAGAUAUUUGUCUCGUGUCAAAUUGCCAAGCUUAAGCUAGUUUCCAUGGCUAGUUUCUAUGACUCUCCCAAUGUAGCAACAAUACUUUUAUUGCUUGAUGGACUGGGACAAUCCUUGUAUGUAAAUGUCCUGCUCAGGAACACAGCUGAUUUCAGAUUCUACAUGUAUUAGGCCAUUUAAAUCUAUGGCUUGCCAGCAAUUUCUCAUUGAAAUAAGUCAGAAAUACUUCAUGAACAUCAAACUACCCACUGAUUCCCCAUCUCUCCAAAAUAUUGUAUUUAUAAAGAAGAAACUACUUCAUUAUUUUUAAUCUCCAAAGAAGUGUUUGUUCUGUGUGAUGUAAUUGUAUGUAGAAACUAUUUAGACGAUGCAGAAUAAAUAUGUUUAUGGGUAUGUUGGUUCUAAUUAGACAAUGCAGAAUAAAUAUGUUUAUGGGUAUGUAAGUUUUAAUUAGAUGAUGAAGUAUAAAUAUGUUUACCAUGUUGGUUCUAAUUAGUCGAUACAGUAUAAAUAUGUUUAUCAUGUGUUAAAGCACUGUAGAAUUCAGUAACUAUACAUUUAAUGCUUUGAAGAUUAUGCCAUUGGAUGCCUUACUAUAUCUUGUUUAAUCAACAUGUACACCCAGACACUUUAUCACUCACUCCCUAGAAGAAGAUUUUAUUUUUUAUAUUGUGUAUCUACCUCGGUUGGAAUUUAAUCGGUGCUAUGAGAUAUGCUAACAGAUAUUAGUAUUAAUAAAUAUAACUAGUGUAAUUUUAAUGCAGUUAGCUUUAUCAGUUUAUAUGACACUGUAUUUCUUUGUCUGUAUCUCGGUUACCUGACACUGUAUUUCUUUGUCUGUAUCUCGGUUACCUGACACUGUAUUUCUUUGUCUGUAUCUCGGUUACCUGACACUGUAUUUCUUUGUCUGUUGCUUGGUUACCUGACACUCUAUUUCUUUGUCUGUUGCUUGGUUACCUGACACUCUAUUUCUUUGUCUGUAUCUCGGUUACCUGACACUCUAUUUCUUUGUCUGUAUCUCGGUUACCUGACACUGUAUUUCUUUGUCUGUAUCUCAGUUACCUGACACUGUAUUUCUUUGUCUGUAUCUCGGUUACCUGACACUGUAUUUCUUUGUCUGUAUCUCAGUUACCUGACACUGUAUUUCUUUGUCUGUAUCUCGGUUACCUGACACUGUAUUUCUUUGUCUGUAUCUCCGUUACCGGACACUGUAUUUCUUUGUCUGUAUCUCCGUUACCUGUAUUUCUUUGUCUGUAGCUCGGUUACCUGUACCAUAAUUCUUUGGAAUAAUAAUGCAUUAUGAUGAGUUAUAGAACUAUAUUAUAUGCAGCCAUAUAAUUACAUUAUGAAGAUAUUUUAUGUACAAUGAUGGUGCUUUUUUAAUUUGUUUAUCAUUUGAAAUUUUAAUAAUUUAGAUUAAUUUUUAAAACAAAAAUUGUUUUCUACAAUAAAACUCAAAAGUUGAUAUUUCCUUGACUGUUGGAUAUCUUUUUCUAUGAUAACAAAAUCUUUAAGGAAAAAUGUUUUAUUUUUUGUCACUAAAGCCUCUGUAUCAUCAAGUUUUCAACUAUUUUUUAAUUAGAAAAUAAUAUAAAGCAACCAAUAAACAUACUGUAUCACCAGUUAUUUUUCAUGGGAUGAUAUUUCUGCUAUAUCACAGGCCUGUUGACGUAAAAAUUUGAUCCUUGAUAUGAUACAGCACAGGUAAAUAUUAUCAGCAAAAUAAAUUGAGGUAAGACUGUUGAUAUGGUAUAUGGUCAUUAGCCGACUCGGCUGCCCUCAAUCAUCCGAGGUUGUUUUGACAAACAUAAAUGUUCAGAACAGAUUAUGUGCUACAUGAUAGAUAGAUGUUACAUGGUAUAACAAACAUAACAUGGUUAUAGAGAAGAUUUACGCAUAAAUAAACUUUGUAUUAAACAGUUUGAAAUUUGACAUCCGGAGCGAUAUUCAUGAAAAUUAGAAAUGCUUUUGUGGCCAGAUAAUGUUUGCUAAAAUUGGAUUCUGUCAUGUUAAUGAAAAUUGCAUUUAUUUUUUUUACCUGCGAAAAUGAAUUUGCCAUGGUUAAUGAGAAGCAGAAACUCACUAACAUCCAAUCCAUUCUCUCCGUGGUUUAAAUUAGAACAAAAUAAAUAGAAACUCUACGACACUAACAUACAAUUCUUUCUCUUCAUUGUUAAUUGGAAAACAAAGAGAAACUCGUUAACAUACAAUUCUUUCCCUCCAUUGUUAAUGGGAAAACAAAGGAACUCGUUAACAUACAACUCUUUCUCUCCAUUGUUAAUGAGAAAACAAAGGAACUCAUUAACAUACAACUCUUUCCCUCCAUUGUUAAUGAGAAAACAAAGGAACUCAUUAACAUACAAUUCUUUCCCUCCAUUGUUAAUGAGAAAACAAAGGAACUCAUUAACUUACAACUCUUUCCCUCCAUUGUUAAUGAGAAAACAAAGGAACUCAUUAACAUACAAAUCUUUCUCUCCAUUGUUAAUUAGAAAACAAAGGAACUCAUUAACAUACAACUCUUUCCCUCCAUUGUUAAUGAGAAAACAAAGGAACUCAUUAACAUACAGCUCUUUCUCUCCAUUGUUAAUGAGAAAACAAAGAGAAACUCAUUAACAUACAACUCUUUCCCUCCUUUGUUAAUGAGAAAACAAAGGAACUCAUUAACAUACAGCUCUUUCUCUCCAUUGUUAAUGAGAAAACAAAGAGAAACUCAUUAACAUACAACUCUUUCCCUCCAUUGUUAAGGAGAAAACAAAGGAACUCAUUAACAUACAACUCUUUCCCUCCAUUGUUAAUGAGAAAUAAAAACAGAGCAGCCUAUCAACCUUCUAUGUGUAGGAAACUUCACUAACCACUUAGUGUAGGGGUUUUUGUGUCAGUGUGACAAUAUGUUUCCUUCAGCUGGUAACUAAGUAUGCCAAUCAAUAUCUCUUAGUAACAGCUUCUAUAUGCCAGAUGUUACAGCCACAUGUGCUAGUGUUUUCCUGUGAAAUUCAAGUUUUACUUUGCGUAAUGUCACUCAGUCAAUAUUCAGUAGUUGGUACAUUUAAAUGUAGCUUUCAUAUAAUUUACAAAACGGUACGUCUCAUUAGACAAUAGACAACCUGUAUAUGUUUUGUAAAUUAGUUUAAAUUUUUUCUUGUUUAAAAAAAAAAGGUUUAUCUUUGAUCCAACGGUGGGAGAUGAAGAGACAAGAAUUCCUGGAUCAAUAUUUACAUAUCACCUGUUCUAAUUGAAGCCUUGAGGAAGGUGUUAAUUGAUGUCAGCGCAGUAGGGGUUAUUAAUGUACAGUGUUGUGUAAAACCAUUGAUUUAUCACAGGUUUCACAGAACCUGACUUAUCAACUGAGAAACAGACCAGUAUUUUGUAGGUUACUCGGAUUUAAAGGUUACGAAAUAAAAUGAAAACUCUCAUCUCUGGAAAGUUUGGUUGUGAAAUACUAUAUUUUUAUCCCCCACUAUUAAGUUGCUGUAGGCAUUUAUCAUUUAACCUGUUCAUCUCUUAUUUGGUCUGUCCAUCACACUUUGUGUGUAUGUGAUUCUGUCCGUCCGUGAUAACCUUUUGUACACAAUAUAAUUAUAUCUCUUAUAAGUGAUUUUGUGCAUUGUGGCCUCCAUUGUCUGUCUGGCAUCAACUUGUCCUAUAAAUAAGUCUUCAAAAGCAAGAGGACUAGAGUGAUGCUGUUUAGUUAGUAGACUAAUGGGAAGAGGGACUAUCAAGAACUUCUUAUUGUAACAAAUAUCUAAUGCUUUAACACUUUAAUGGAAUUACCAUUGUUACCAACCUCUUCUGAACUAUGGUCAUAUUUGACUUGUAAUAUUCUGGUAUGACGGGAUUGAUAUAAUCUUCCUUAGUUAGGGAAUCUCAAACCCAAGGGAUGAUAUUCUUGCCUUAAAAUCAUUGAAUUGUUGCCUUAUGUCAUUGUAUUGUUGCAAGAAUGUGUGAUCUGUCAUACUCUAGGGUUUGACAUAUCACACCCUAUGGGGCGACAGAGAAAUCCUAACAAACGAAACCGGAGACAAAUCUGUGAAAAAUGGGAGAAAAUAGGAUCAAAAUGAAGGAUCAAUAAAUGAUUUAACUCCCAAAAAAUAUUAUAAAGUUUUAGAAUAAUUACUGAUACUUCAAAAGAAUAAUAAGAAGAUAAUUAAUAAUGCAAGCUGCUGACAAAGAUCUGGAUUGAUUUGAGUUUACCGACAUUGAAGUCCACAAGAGUUAGAUGAAUGAUACAAGCCCAAGGGGCCUUUUGUUGAAUUUAACUCUAAACAUGCCGUCAGUAUAUGUUAUUAUGGGUAAUUAGUUCAAGCAUUAUGAUUGGCUAGGAGAAGAUUUGUAUCCUGUUUUAGGUCAAAGUUUCUUUUGUUACUGAUUUGGUUGUAUCUCCAGGCUUGUUUUCCCGACAUAUCUUAAUUGACAUCUUCCAUUAGACAUUUGUGUCUCAGUAUGUUGCUCUCGCCGUUGUUUUACACAGAGAUCCACCUGUGGUAGUGCUGGUUGUGACAUUCACUCUUAAUGAAUUUUAUAUCUUACAUCUCUGUAACAUAAAUGGCAUCAUCAGGUGUUCUGUGGCCUGAGGUUUAAGAGUUGUAUUUAUACCGAUCCACAGUACUAGUUCAUAACCAUAUAGUAUGAUAUACCACAAUCAUCCUGAUAGCUGUACAGUAAAGUGUUACUUAUUUUAUGGUACAAAAUUUGAGCCUCUUACAAAUUUUAAAUGCUUGUUCUAGUCAAUAUAUGAUCUGCCUCCAGUUACAGUUUGAAAAGUAGCAAUUUUCCAUUAACAUACUGUACAUGGUAACGCUACUGUACAUGGUAACGCUACUGUACUUGGUAACGCUACUGUACAUGGUAACGCUACUGUACAUGGUAACGCUACUGUACAUGGUAACGCUACAGUACAUGGUAACGCUACAGUACAUGGUAAUGCUACUGUACAUGGUAACGCUAUUGGCUAAUUAACAUCAUUUAUUGACUGGUGUUCUAUUGUGACAACACUAAGGCUUCAGACUUUAAAUUAUAUUGUGAUAUCACAAAAGGGAAUGGCUUAGAUUUUAAAUUAUCACCAUGUAUGUUAGGUUGCCCUUAGAAAGUGUUCUUUUCACAAAUACUUACAACAAUAUCAGGGUAGAAUUUAAGCUUACUUCAUUUUACAACAAUUACGAACAAUUUAUACCAACUUAUUAACGUAUUAAUCCCUCUUUUUGGCCCUGAUGGACGUGUACGAGAGGUGUUAGUGUGGUAGGAGUAUCUGGAGAAAACCAAUGUGGUCAGGCAGGUGACCCCAUACCUUUUCAUGUGUGAUUGGGGAAUUGAGCCCCUACAUGAAAGGUGAGCAUGUUACCACUGUCCCAGGCGGCCACUCUAAAAAUAUCAGGGUAAUGGUAAUGUGAUGAAUGGAUUAUUAAAUUUAUUACCAGUCUCAAUGAGAUGAAUGAAGUUUGAUAUGAAAACUUUUGUUGUUCCUCUAUGCUCAUAUUUUAAGUGAAAAGAAAAACAAAUUACACGCAUUAAAUAGCAAGACAGCAGAUAUAUAAGCAUCCUAACAUCAAACAACCUCCUUUUUUCAGGAUUGUGAAUAUAUUUUUGAUUCACCAGAAUGAUUGAAUGGGAUAUAUGCUUAGGACUUGUAUAUAUCCAAUGAUCCAUUGAAAGAUGUCUCAUAAGAUUUUUCAAUUUAUUAUACGUGUACUUGCAAAAUAUACAUUUUUGUUAAUUUUAAUCUCCAUAAAUUUACAAAGGGAAAAUAUAUAAAAAAAAAAAUUAAACAUUAGGGAAUAUUUGUAUUAUCAUUUAUUUGAAUUGAUGAUGAAAUUUCAUUGAACUGUAUGCAAAUAUCUUUUUUUUAAAUGAUGAAGUACAAAAGACAUUUUUUUUUUUAACAUUGAAAUGCAAACAGGAGAAAACAUUGUUUUAAUUUGUAGCUAUUCUCUGUGUUUUGUAUCUCUUGUAACCUUAAAUACAUUUACUCAGUUUACCCAACUUUGUAGGAAUUUUUACAUGUCAUAUACAUCAUCUUGUUGAUUUUCUAGUUAUUGUAUGUUUUAUUGUAAUAGCAUGUAUCAAUUUUAAUUAGAAAUAAAUGUAUGUGAACCCAGAA